AUGUUUUUAUUCUUUUGUGUAGCAACUAGACAAACUGCCAAACUAUGCUAUGAUGGUAACACUAAUCAAUGUCCUUCGGAUUACCAGACAUUUAAUGAGAACAAUUUCGCAAAUUUGCAAUCAUUAUUCGACGAAUCCGAAACAGAAGCAACAAUUCACUUAUGUAAAUCCAUACCAGAUUUUAUGAAAAAUCCAUUAUACAUUGGAAGAAACAUGGAGUUAACUUUUUCAAAAUGCGAAACAUUAUCAGAGAAUCCAAAUAUGUCAAUUAGCAUAGGUAGUGCAAAUAGCCAAAGUACUAUGAAUUUCGAUGAUAUUAAAGUUAAUUUCAACGUUUCAGACUCAAGUUUUGAAGACAAUUAUUCUUUAUUUUUCACAAAUUCAUAUAUCUACAAAAAUGAUGCACUUAAUUUAUCCAGAUCAUAUUGUGACACAGAUACAUAUUCAUUCCCUUCCGUUUCUCAAAUCAAUUUCAAAAAUAUUAGUCUUUAUGGCCCAGUCAACAAAAUAUAUUUUGAUACAAAUAGUUCAAUGAAUGCAACAUACAUUUAUCAUGGUUCAGAAGUAUUAGUUUAUAAACCAAGUGAAAGUCAAAAUCUAUCCAUAUGUUCCGACCAAGUAAUCACAAUGGAUGGUGUCCAGGAUAUUAAAAUACCGUAUACUAUUUUAAUCAGUGGCGCUUCGGGAUUCUAUUUUGGACCAGGUUUGAAUUUAUCUUUUACACUAUAUCUUAAUUUUAGUUACAAUAAAGUAAUUACUGAUUUUCCAGAAUAUGCUAAUCUCUCUUCUAGUACUGAUAACUCAAUAACUUUGGAAUUUGUAAACUAUACAAACAAAGAUAACGAAUAUCUGAUUAAUACCACCAAUGUCUACUAUGGUUCUACAUUAAAUAUCACAUCAACUUUUCAUUUAUAUGUUGCGAAUGUAAACUUAUUUGAUAGCUCAAAAAUAAACCUGUUCAAAAUUGAAAAUAAUACAAUUACUCAAAUCAAAACAGAAAUUAAAGGGAUAGUAUUAAGAAAUGGAGAAUACACUCUUAAAAAUUAUAUAAUUCACGAAUAUGCCACAUCAUAUGGUCAAACUAACAUAACCUUAAUUAAUACAAUCAUGUAUUCGAGCAUAAUUGCUGCCCUUAAUUAUGUAGAUUACACAAAAAUUAUUUCAGAAGAUAAAAUAUCAACUCCCCCUGCAUAUCAAUUUUAUCCUUAUAAUAUGCCAGAAGAUGCUUCACAAUAUGUUGGCAAGAAAUACCCAUAUUUCUGCACCAAAGAUAUGAGUUGUUCUCAGUUUGAUAUAUUGAAUACUCGUUUUAUUUUAAUUUCACCACUUAUGAACGAAUUUGCUGUUGGUAAAGGUCUCAAUUUCACGUGUGAUGUGAUUGAUGGAUAUACAUGUUUCGAAUACCAACUUACAUCUAAUAGAUAUACUUCAGCUGUAAUUGGCCUUAAAGAAUAUAAGACUACAAGUGGAAAUAUAGCAGUACUCAUUGUUAUGGCAUUAUUAUCGCUGAUUUCCAUCGGCGUUAUAGUUUUUUACGGAUUCAAAAAAUGA
This is a messenger RNA of Trichomonas vaginalis G3, 1551 nucleotides long. RefSeq lists its product as uncharacterized. The record is from RefSeq and is a predicted model, not a curated record. Lineage: Eukaryota; Parabasalia; Trichomonadida; Trichomonadidae. The transcript has a single exon. Bases 1 to 1551 code for a protein of 516 amino acids.